AUGACAACUGCUGAUGUCGGCGGUGACAUAGUGGUGUGGAAUCUGGAGAAGCGUCAGUUGGUAGGCAAGGUGGCGGGUGCUCACCAUGCCGCUGUUACUGAGUUGUAUUUUAUGCCAGGAGAACCCAUUAUGGUGUCUGCAUCUGCGGAUAAUUCGCUGAGGACUUGGGUACUUGAUGGAGGUGAUGACAUGCCUCGACAACUAGUUAUCUUGGAAGGGCACGCAGAAGGAGUGACUGCUGUACAGUUCAACGGGAAGCAAGAGAUUCUGUCAUCUGGGCUGGACGGCUCAGUUCGCAAAUAUAUGGUGAAUGUUGAAACCAUGCGGCAGAAGCUUGGCAGCGCUGGAACAAUUUCGAGGGCUCUCGCAAAGAAGAAGCACAUUGCUAUUGAAAGUAUACGAAUGGAGCCCGUAAUUGAUAUGGCAAUCGGAUGGAGUCGGGAAGCGGCGUGGGACAAUGUGUUGUGCAGGCAUAAGUAA
Molecule: messenger RNA, 480 nt
Organism: Cooperia oncophora
Lineage: Eukaryota; Metazoa; Nematoda; Chromadorea; Rhabditida; Trichostrongylidae
Source: the annotation of a GenBank genome assembly